Peronospora matthiolae is the source of this 105-nucleotide messenger RNA. NCBI's taxonomy places the organism in Eukaryota, Oomycota, Peronosporomycetes, Peronosporales, Peronosporaceae. The record is from the annotation of a GenBank genome assembly.
AUGACGACUGUCACGUCUUUUGAGGGCGGCAAAGACCGCGACGAAGAGAAAAGCGUGACGGGCAGAGUGGAGAACCAGAGUCACACGGGGAACAGUGUGUCGUGA